AUGGGGCAUAACGGCAGCUGGAUCUCGCGCAACGCCAGCGAGCCGCGCAACGCGUCGGGCGCCGAGGCGGCGGGCGCCAACCGCAGCCUGUACCGCCACUUCACCACCACCGUGCAGGUCGUCAUCUUCAUAGGCUCGCUGCUCGGAAACUUCAUGGUGUUAUGGUCAACUUGCCGCACAACCGUGUUCAAAUCUGUCACCAACAGGUUCAUUAAAAACCUGGCCUGCUCGGGGAUUUGUGCCAGCCUGGUCUGCGUGCCCUUCGACAUCGUCCUCAGCACCAGUCCUCACUGCUGCUGGUGGAUCUACACCAUGCUCUUCUGCAAGGUCGUCAAAUUUUUGCACAAAGUCUUCUGCUCUGUGACUAUCCUCAGCUUCCCUGCCAUUGCCUUGGACAGGUACUACUCAGUUCUCUAUCCGCUGGAGAGAAAAAUUUCUGAUGCCAAGUCCCGUGAACUGGUGAUGUACAUCUGGGCCCAUGCAGUGGUGGCCAGCAUUCCAGUGUUUGCAGUGACCAAUGUGGCUGACAUCUACGCCAUGUCCACCUGCACCGAAGUUUGGAGCAACUCCUUGGGCCACCUGGUAUAUGUUCUGGUCUAUAACAUCACCACGGUCAUUGUGCCUGUGGCUGUGGUCUUCCUCUUCUUGAUACUGAUCCGUCGGGCCCUGAGUGCCAGCCAGAAGAAGAAGGUCAUCAUCGCGGCGCUCCGGACCCCACAGAACACCAUCUCCAUCCCCUAUGCCUCCCAGCGGGAGGCCGAGCUGCACGCCACCCUGCUCUCAAUGGUGAUGGUCUUCAUCUUAUGCAGCGUGCCCUACGCUACGCUGGUCGUCUACCAGACUGUGCUCAAUGUCCCUGACACUUCCAUCUUCUUGCUGCUCACUGCCAUUUGGCUGCCUAAAGUCUCUCUGCUGGCGAACCCUGUGCUCUUUCUUACUGUGAACAAAUCUGUCCGCAAGUGCUUGGUAGGGACCUUGGUACAGCUGCACCACCGGUACAGUCGCCGUAACGUGGUGAGUGCGGGGAGUGGGCUGGCCGAUGCCAGCCUGGAGCCCAGCGUGCGCUCAGGAAGCCAGCUCCUGGAGAUGUUCCACAUCGGGCAGCAGCAGAUCUUUAAGCCCACAGAGGAUGAAGAAGAGAGUGAAGCCAAGUACACUGGCUCUGCUGACCUCCAGGCCAAGGAGAUCCUUAGCACCUGCCUGGAGGGAGAGCAGGGGCCACAGUUUGCACACCCUGUGUCACCCCCAGGCACAGUGGACUCUAUAUCCCAGGUGGCACCAGCAGCCCCUAUGGAACCUGAGACUUUCCCUGGCAAGUACUCCCUGCAAUUUGGUUUUGGUCCUUUUGAGUUGCCUCCCCAGUGGCUCUCAGAGACCCGAAAUAGCAAAAAGAGGCUGCUUCCCCCCUUGGGUAACACCCCAGAAGAGCUGAUCCAGACAAAGAUAACCAAGGUAGGCAGGGUAGAGCGGAAAAUGAGCAGAAACAAUAAAGUGAGCAUUUUCCCAAAGGUGGAUUCCUAGCAAGGAUUGAAAAUCCUUGGAAGCAGCAGGGAGCUCCCCUACUCUGGCCCGCCCUUCACUGUGGCCCUGUGAUUUGUGUGAUCUUAUUGCAACCCAGGAUCGGUUGGCUUCCUAUCUGGGCCAAAUGCUUUUGAAUGAGAGGGAAAUCUAUAUAAAAUCAAUGUCUUCUUUAUUGAGGGACUUUAUAUAUUUAUCUCACAGACCCACAUCCUUAGUGAAAUUUGUGUUCCUCUCUGUGGAGACAAAAGCUGGGCACUGUGGAUCGGGUCUUGGGGUGGGUAUCCCAUGUGUAUUUCUUGGGGAUCCUCAGUUCUCUGAGUCCAGCAGAGAAUACACGGAGGGAAGAGCGUUCAUGAGCUCACAGGGAGAGGCCACUCCAAGGGAAGCCCAGGAUAUGGGUGGAGCAGUGUGCCUAUUUAUCGACUGAAAUAUGACAAAUAUAUUUAAAAUGUUUAAUACCCCUCUGUUUCUUCAGGGAAGAUAGGGACUUGACAUUUGAUGCCCUUUCUUUGGAAGGCCUGAUCAUGUCUCUCAGCUUCUUCCAUUGCCUGUUGUCCCUUUCACUGGGACAUGGAUAGGGAAUGGCUCUUCUGCCCCAUUGGACAGACAGGCAGUAGAUGUGCCUGGCUGUAAGGGAGAUAUUCUGCCCUUGAUUGUCCUGACCUUCUCUGGCAUCACUAAGGCCUCAGAAAGACAUGUCUGUAGUUUUGGUUGGAAAACACUGCAAGCUCUUUACUAUGUCUUUGCCCCUUGAAUUAUGUUUUUUGUGUGUGUUUUUUUCAACAAAUGAGAGAGAAGCUUAGAGGUAGAGAAGAGAGACCGUGUCCACACACUGUAAUCUUUUCUCUUCCCACUUGAUCUCACCUGAAAUGUGCUGCAUAGCAGUCAUUUGGAGUAAAGUAUAUUGAAAAAAAUUAUCUCAUGCAAACUUUUGGAAUUUAGAGGUAAUUUUAAAAUGCAAAGUUAAUGUAAACUGGGUCCCCUGGAAACAUCAAGCUAAAACUACUUGAUUGGGAAAGGUGAUUCUGUCCAAAAGAGUGGGAAAAGGCUGACAAAAAUGGCUCUGUUCUGAGGAAGACUCCAGUCACAGGCUGGCCAGUCUCAGUUUCAAUCUGUGUGCAACUGUGGUUUCUCCCUUUAUUUUGGACACAAACGAGGAACAGAACAGGAAGAAAUAAUUAAUCAUAAAAUGCCAAGGCAACAUGGAGCCCAGGUGAGCUCUACUGCCUCUUUCCCAGUGAAGUUUUAGCAGGAGCCAGAGUGGAUAGAAGAGGGAGGACAGUGUCCUCAUUAGACCUGGGGGCUCUCACAGGCAAUUCAAGUCCACUCGAGCAUUUCACCAGGCUGAAUUCAAACCACAGAUGACACUUUCCUCUUACUGAGUGCAAAUCAAGUGCCAGCCCUUCUCUCUAGGGCGUUUUGUUUUUGUUAGUAGUGCGUAAGGGAGCCCAUCCAGUGCCUUGAGCAAGCUUGAGGGGAAGUGGGCCUUCUCACCGCGUCCUGAAGGCAGUGAUUCUCGUGUAUCCCUUCCUCAAACCAUACUGGUCCUUGUCCCUCAGAAGAAACUUAGUCUGUGUGUAAGGAGUCUCCUUUUCUUGUCCUCUCCUGAGUGUGAUGUCUUAUAAUUCCUGAAUGUGAACCCAAAGACCCUUCCCCUGCAGAAGGAGUGCCUUCCUCUGUGUGUUUUGUCUCCUGGAAGCGCGUGCUCACAGCAGAAACCGGGACUGCCACUCCCUUCCCCGGUGCCUCUUGUCCCCUGGACCCUGUGUGCAUGCCAUCCGUAGCUCCUUGCCCUCAUAGUUAAUAUGUGGCCCUUCAAGCUUAUCUUUCAAAGCCUUCACCACUGUUACGACUUUCAUCAAGGGGAAACAUAAUCUGUCAGAAUAUUGUGUCUACUUUAGAAGAAUCUUCAAAUGUGGCCACUUUGGUUUGUUCUGAUAAUAUGUAUGUACAACUGAAUAAAUUCUGAUGAGGCAGAAUUUGGUAGGUAUUUCUUCUGUAUGUUUGAAGCAGAUGGCUGGCUUCUAACAGGUCACUGCCAGGUGUAUUUCUAUACUCUUUGAAGAAUUACAUUUUAAUAAAAAAUUGAAAAGCAGUUUCUGAACUCAAAAAA
Miniopterus natalensis is the source of this 3634-nucleotide messenger RNA. NCBI's taxonomy places the organism in Eukaryota, Metazoa, Chordata, Mammalia, Chiroptera, Miniopteridae. The record is from RefSeq and is a predicted model, not a curated record.